Messenger RNA from Leptinotarsa decemlineata (Colorado potato beetle), 1109 nucleotides. RefSeq names its product Glyoxalase 1 (gene Glo1). Gene Ontology annotation, molecular function: lactoylglutathione lyase activity; metal ion binding. The record is from RefSeq and is a predicted model, not a curated record. Lineage: Eukaryota; Metazoa; Arthropoda; Insecta; Coleoptera; Chrysomelidae.
AAUUGUGACACUUUAUCACAAAUUUAUAAAUACAUUGUAAUUGAUUUGUAUUUUUUUUACUUGCAUAUUGCAAAUCCAAUCAGGAUAACUCUAAAUAGUAUAACUUAUAAUCAACAUCACUACAUAAAACUAGGUGUAUGUUUAGAUUGUAAUUUUUGAAAUGGGCGACUUUAAAGACAUCCCCAUAUCCAAUGAAGAAGCUUUAAAAUUGUGUGGUUCUUCAGGAGAAGAAACAAAGGAUUUCGUUUUUCAACAAACUAUGUACAGGAUCAAAGAUCCCAGAAAAUCUUUGCCAUUCUACACUGAAGUACUGGGUAUGAAACUUUUGACAAAGUUGGAUUUCCCAUCUUUGAAAUUUUCUCUCUACUUCAUGGGUUAUGAAGAUCCUAAUAAUGAAGGUGAUUUAAAUUCGAAAGAGCGUGUGGCUUGGACAUUGAGAAGAAAAGCUACAGUGGAACUAACUCAUAAUUGGGGAACAGAGAAUGAUGACAAUUAUAAACCUCACAAUGGCAAUGAGGAACCAAAAGGAUUUGGUCACAUUGGUUUAACAGUACCAGAUGUCUAUAAGGCUUGCGAGCGAUUUGAAAAACUUGGUGUACCAUUUGUGAAAAAACCUGACGAUGGAAAGUUAAAGGGAAUCGCUUUCAUAACAGAUCCUGAUGGUUACUGGAUUGAGAUCCUCAAUGCUAAAACAGUUGCUGCUAUGGUCGGAGUAUAAAUUGUUGAAGAAUAUGCAAACUGAUAAAUAAAAACUUUAUUACAUAAUACGAAAGUCAGUAACAAAACGUCAAAAAGUUCGGCACACUUAUUGAAAAAUAAUAUUUUAUAUGAAGAUAAGGUACCAGUGAAAAUAAAAUGAAUAUACAAUAUCACCAAGGACAAAUACAUUUUCAUUUCAGAUACUAUCUCCUCCCAAAAAUACUCUAAGUACCACUUUAUCUACAUUUUACAUUGAUUAACUUCUAAUGACUAGGAUAAACUUCUGGAAGAAAUAACAAAUGCAUUACAUAAAAUAUAUUGCCUGUACAUAAUAAAAAGGAUCAAGAAAAAGUUUUCGAUAACCAUGGAUAAUAACAAAUUUCAGAUAAUUACAUAUUACCACUGAACAA